AGCCAAUCCAAACCAACGCGCAAGAUGGCAGGCAAUCAAAGGCGCAGCAAAGUGUCGGGUGCUAUGAAAUGGGAUGCUGCUACUGCGAAACAGACAGCCACAGGCCGGAAACCUCUUGGAGAACCUAUGUCUGUCCCACAGGUUCUUGUAAUGGUAGGACUGCACCUGUGUCGUCGUGUGGUGGGGGUUGAACCGCGUGUUAAAGUACCCCUGUACCUUGGUGUAUUGCUGAUCGGGUCCGUGAUGUGCGACUUCUUCCCCAUUCCGCGUACUUACCUGUCGCGCAAGGACAACGUGUUUAAUACGUAUUUCGUCAAGGUCGCCUGGGGCUGGACACUCAUCACGGUGGGACUGUUCGUAGCCGUCUCAAGUUGGGUAUACUGUUGCGGUGAUCGCGGACUUGUCAGGCGGCAUUUGAGUCGCCUUGCCGUCGGCACGGCUGCGUGGUUCUUGACGACGAAUUUUUUUGUAAUGUUUGAAACGUAUACCGGCCGCUGUACUGUUGACAAACACGGAACGAGGGAAGCAUGCUUCAGGGCUGGCCAACGUUGGUUUGGAUUUGACAUUUCGGGCCAUGCGUUUCUGCUCAUUUUCUGUAAUCUAAUGAUUGCCGAAGAAGCACGAAGUUUCUGUGGCUGGGAGAGGAUCGGAGACUUGCUUAGGAAUGAGAAGUACGAUGAUGACAGCCCUCUGAAGGAGCUGCCAGCCGAGCAGCUGCGCCUGCUGCACGACGCGUACCCACGGCUGACGCCGUUUGUGCGCCUGCUGUUCGUGGCUUUGACCUACCUUUCGCUUCUCUGGGAUUUAAUGCUUGUGUGCACAGUGCUGUACUUUCACAGCAUGGCCCAGAAAAUACUUGGCGGCGUAAUAGGUAUUGUUGAGUGGUACAUGCUGUAUCGCGUCUGGUACACAAUGACUUGGUCUCCGGGCCUCCCUGGAAAAGGACCUUUCAAGUAUCGUGACGUCCAAAGGAAGAAAACGCAAGGGUCUCGGAACUGAGGAGUUGUCUAGUGUUUAUACGUUGACUUACCCUCGUUACAUCAGGUGUGCCUCCAUCAGCAGACAUCAUUGGUGACUGGUGUUUAGUAUCAAGCCAUCUGGAAGUACGAGUAGACCGGUGCAAGAAAGACAGUGAAGUGUACAACACACGGAAGCCUGAAACGGCCGUAGGUGUUGCUGUGAUAAUUGGAAGUGCGUUGCAUUGCUGCGUGAAAACGCUUAUAUUUGUGCACACAUUUAUAUUGCAACAAUGGAAAAAAAAUUAGUUUAACAACAGCUGGUCAACUUUCUCUGUCAUGUUUAGCUUCAUACACAUAAAAAUGUAACCUAUAAACUGUCGCGUUGAACUUUCUUUUCAUGAUUUUAAAAAGAAGUUUCGCCUGUUUGUUAACUUACCCGCAUACUUCUUGUGCGUGCUGUAGUUUAACAAUGACAAAAGUUGGUGCUUUAACAAUUGAACUUUACAAAAGAUGUGUGCUUCUUUUCAUUCAUUGGCCGACCCUUGGCCAUAGUGCCUCGCGUCGCAGAAUUCUGCUACCAUCACUAUAUAAAGGGCACCUCUCAGCUGCCUAAAAUAAUUCUGGGCAGAAAUUCUUGCAGUUGCUAUGAAAAUAGACCCUGCUAAAAAUAUAUAGAACAGUGGAUUUUAUGUGAAAGUCCUGGUUCUCUCAACUCAACUUAAUGCUCUCACUUUAACUACAUAGUAUUGGAGCAGUGGUAACAUUACUAUAUUAUGAUAUAAUGCUGUCUUUGCAAACUUGUGUUUAGUAUGAGAAAUACAUGUAGCUUAUAACUCAGACCAGGCAUUAGUAAUUGAGCACUUGUUUUUACAUAAAUUGUAUUGCAUUUGGAGGCAGAAAAGUUGUCCUGUAAUUUUAAUAGGC
This is a messenger RNA of Dermacentor silvarum, 1883 nucleotides long. It is a transcript of the gene Fitm, whose product is annotated as acyl-coenzyme A diphosphatase FITM2. The transcript is spliced from 2 exons. Gene Ontology annotation, biological process: phospholipid biosynthetic process; lipid storage; lipid droplet organization. NCBI's taxonomy places the organism in Eukaryota, Metazoa, Arthropoda, Arachnida, Ixodida, Ixodidae. The record is from RefSeq and is a predicted model, not a curated record. Gene Ontology annotation, cellular component: endoplasmic reticulum membrane. The coding region runs from base 25 to 999 and encodes 324 amino acids.